Messenger RNA from Equus caballus (horse), 5466 nucleotides. RefSeq names its product neuropilin and tolloid like 1 (gene NETO1). Gene Ontology annotation, cellular component: postsynaptic density. Gene Ontology annotation, biological process: positive regulation of excitatory postsynaptic potential. NCBI's taxonomy places the organism in Eukaryota, Metazoa, Chordata, Mammalia, Perissodactyla, Equidae. Gene Ontology annotation, molecular function: ionotropic glutamate receptor binding. The record is from RefSeq and is a predicted model, not a curated record.
GGCGGCGGCGAUGAUGCAAAGGAGGAGGGUGCUGCCGCCGGCGGUGCUGAUGGUGGCGAUCGGCGCCCGGGUGUGAUGCGAGCGUCAUGGUGGGGAUGCUAGCUUCGCGGCGGUGAGAGAGCCAGCCAGAGCGACCCAGGGGCGGAGGACGCACGAAUUCGGAUCUUGCUGCUGUGUGGGCUCGGAUCUCUUUCUUUCCUCUCUCUCUCUCCUCCCCCCCCCACCUUCAUUUUGUUCUUGGUUUGCAUAUUUAAAAUCUCUCGACUCCAUCCUCUCCCCCACCACUGGAAGUCUUCCCGUCUCUAAAUGGAAUUAGUGGAGAUCGGAACCUCUGGUGUAACGAACAGACAUGAUCUAUGGACGCAGUUUGUUUCACAUUGUAGCAAGUUUAAUCAUCCUCCAUUUGUCUGGGGCAACCAAGAAAGGAACAGAAAAGCAAACCACCUCAGAAACACAGAAAUCAGUGCAGUGUGGAACUUGGACAAAACAUGCGGAGGGAGGUAUCUUUACCUCUCCCAACUAUCCCAGCAAGUACCCCCCUGACCGAGAGUGCAUCUACAUCAUAGAAGCUGCCCCAAGACAGUGCAUUGAACUCUACUUUGACGAGAAGUACUCUAUUGAACCGUCUUGGGAGUGCAAAUUUGAUCACAUUGAAGUUCGAGAUGGACCUUUUGGAUUUUCUCCAAUAAUUGGACGUUUUUGUGGACAACAAAAUCCACCUGUCAUAAAAUCCAGUGGAAGAUUUCUAUGGAUUAAAUUUUUUGCUGAUGGAGAGCUGGAAUCUAUGGGAUUUUCAGCUCGAUACAAUUUCACACCUGAUCCUGACUUUAAGGACCUCGGAGUUUUGAAACCAUUACCAGCGUGUGAGUUUGAGAUGGGCGGUCCUGAAGGAAUUGUGGAGUCUAUACAAAUUAUGAAGGAAGGCAAAGCUUCUGCUAGCGAGGCCGUUGAUUGCAAGUGGUACAUCCGAGCGCCUCCACGAUCCAAGAUCUACCUACGAUUCUUGGACUAUGAGAUGCAGAAUUCCAAUGAAUGCAAAAGGAACUUUGUGGCCGUGUAUGACGGAAGCAGCUCUGUGGGGGAUCUGAAAGCUAAGUUCUGUAGCACGGUGGCUAACGAUGUCAUGCUCCGCACAGGGCUUGCGGUCAUCCGCCUGUGGGCAGAUGAGGGCAGUCGAAACAGCCGAUUUCAGAUGCUCUUCACAUCCUUUCAAGAACCUCCCUGUGAAGGCAAUACAUUCUUCUGCCAUAGUAACAUGUGUAUUAACAAUACGUUGGUCUGCAAUGGACUCCAGAACUGUGUGUAUCCUUGGGAUGAAAAUCAUUGUAAAGAAAAGAGGAAAGCCAGCCUGCUGGACCAGCUGACCAACACCAGUGGGACUGUCAUUGGAGUGACUUCCUGCAUUGUGAUCAUCCUUAUUAUCAUUUCUGUCAUUGUGCAGAUCAAACAGCCUCGUAAAAAAUAUGUCCAAAGGAAAUCGGACUUUGACCAGACAGUUUUCCAGGAGGUGUUUGAACCUCCUCAUUAUGAGUUAUGCACACUGAGAGGGACAGGAGCUACAGCUGACUUUGCAGAUGUGGCAGAUGACUUUGAAAACUACCAUAAACUGCGGAGGUCCUCUUCCAAAUGCGUUCAUGACCAUCACUGUGGAUCACAACUGUCCAGUGCGAAAGGCAGCCGCAGUAACCUCAGCACAAGAGAUGCUUCUGUCUUGACAGAGAUGCCCCCCCAGCCCGUCAAACCCCUCAUCCCGCCCAUGAACAGAAGAAAUAUCCUCGUCAUGAAACACAACUACUCACAAGAUGCUGCAGAUGCCUGUGACAUCGAUGAGAUUGAGGAGGUGCCCACCACAAGUCACAGGCUGUCCCGACAUGAUAAAGCCGUCCAGCGGUUCUGCCUCAUUGGGUCUCUAAGCAAACAUGAAUCUGAAUACAACACAACUAGGGUCUAAAAAGAAAAUUCAAGAGAAGAACUAUUUAUACAAACAUGGGGACUGUGAAAAGAAAAUUCUAUAGUGAAUUGUGAAAAGUGGACAUAUUUCUAAAUUCAUUCCACUGCCUUUAUCCAAACUUAAGAAUUACAGACAUUUGUUAUUUCUUCGGCAAGACAUCCCCGCUGCACAAUGAUAUGUUCAUUUCGUAAUUUGGUUGCUGGCCACCAAGUGCUCCUUAGUUUUUAAAUACAUUUUGAGAUUUACUGGAAACUUGAAGAAGAAAUUAGUUCCUGAUUAAGACUCUCCCAACUUUAUUUUUACUGUCAAUUUCACUUUGUUUCUAUGUUGUUUUAUGUCUUUGUUAGAUAAUUGUACAUUGUGUGAUAUGUGAAAAAACACAAUUUGGGAUGAACUUUAUGUUACAUGUACAUUGUUUUCAUUAUAUAGACUGAUUGAGAAUAGUGCGUUCCUGAGUGAUUUUGAACAUGCUCCAGUGAAAAAUGAAAAUAUGGACCAUGGAGACACCAGCUAGAGGUUUCAUGGACUAGAAGCAUCUAUUGUUGUGUUAUGAUUAAACGCAGCCAAAAGUAACGAGUAAAACUGCUAGAUUGCAAUAAGAAAAAUCUCUUUUUUUGGCCUUUCCUAUAUACCCCCGAUUUCUUUUUUGUUUUAUAUCAAAGGAAGAUACCGAGUUUCAGAAGUAGUUUUUGAAAUUAGGUAUUUUACCAUUCAUACCCUUGAAUAGAAAUGUUUUUUGAUUAAAUACUUAGCGAUAGGAUUGAAUUGCAUGUCAGUACUGGAUAUUUGAGUUGGAAAAAUAUCCUUUUUAUUAGACACAUUGUAAAAAGCAUGCAUUCUUGAAUACUGCUGUUAACUCUUCCAUUUCUUUGUGUCACAUGCUUGCUACUUGUAACUUUUUAUAUAAAGAUAUAUAAAAAUGUAUAAUAAUUUCCUAACUUGAGUUAAGAGAAAUGUUUUCUUCUAUUAGAGUGAUAAAAACUCACUCACAUAAAUACACACUUUAUAUCAACUGUUUCCACAUUUUAGGCUACAGGAUGUCCUUUAGUAUGGAGGCUUACUUCUCCAAAAUUUGAUUUCUAAAAUUUUAUGGAAUAUGUUCUCCUUUUAGAAUAGGAAAGUCCUUUUUAAAUGCUUUAAAAAACCAGGCCAAUUUAUGACCCAAAUUAUACCAUUCUGAGUUGUUCUCAUACUCAGGCACACAUACAAUACCUGAAAGCUUACUAAUUAUGGUGUGUUUAAUAUAAAUAAAGUAAAAUCAUAUAAUAUGUUUAAUUGCUGUUGAAUUAUAUAUACACUCUAUAAAGUUUGAUUUAGUGGGUGGGCACUUUUAAAAUAUUGAAUGUGUAUUCUUAGAAAAUAAAUUUGAAAAAUCAGAAUUAGCAUAAAUCUGCUUACCAGCAUUUCCAAAACUGCUGAAUUCUCUGAGGUUCUGUCCUUUAGAUAGCAAAGCAGUCUGGUCUAUCACAAUCCAAACCUCGUAACUCCAGCAGGCUUCAUGAAUCCACUAGGUGAAUUGCUCACAUACACCUCUGUUAGGAAUUCAAUUUCAUACACGUUACAAAAACAAAUAAAUGAGAAAGAAAAUUUUAUGAUAAAAAAUUAAAGAAUUACCAUAGCAAUUCUGAAUAAUAUAUAUUGAAAAAAUAUUAAUCUACAGAAGGAAUCGCUUGCAUGAAUUUGAUAAACUGGUGAACAGAAAAAAUAUAUUGAACAUGAUAAAGAAAUGGUAUUUUUACUGUUUUGCUGUAUAUUUUUAUACACAUUGCUUAUGUUAAAAUUUAGCCUUUUUUGUUUGACUUGACUGAUUUAUUUAUUGCCAUGCCUACUUUUAUGCCCUUUAAUUCAAAGUUAAUGCAUCCAGAGAUUUUUUUUUGAAGUGCUAGUUAUGUUUUAUACUACUGUCUCUAUUUAGAAAUCUUCAUAGGACUCCUUACACUUUGAAGGAAUAAUCUCAAAAAAGUAUGAUAUUUAUGUCAAGACAUUUUAUUUAUGACAGGAAAAUAAAUUAGGUGAACCGCUUAUUGUCCUGUAGCUGUCCACAGCCUUCCAUCUCUUCCAGCUCUUCCUAAAUAUAUAGAGUGCUUCUGAUCUGCUGGUUCACUGCUUAAAAGAUAUUUGCACCAGAGAUCCAUUAAUGGAGACUUUUAAAACCAAAUCCAACUUCACUAAGUAUAAUGAUAAAGACGGAUUGCUUACAUGUAUUUAAUAGACAACAGCUCCAUGGGUAAACAAAAAUAUUUCAAAUAGAAAUAGGCCUCCUCAGUGGCAAUACCAAAAAUAUGUAAAAAUGGGCAUUGACUCAUCAGAAAAGAAGACAGUGCUGAUGCUGGGGCAGGGAGCAGGAGGCAUCUGUCGUCCCUGGCAGUAACUCUGGGUGCUGGAUCUUGGGAACGUGGGGCUCCACUAUACCUGGGAGGCCCCUGGAGGAGGCUCUUUAACAGCCAGUGUGGAAAUCUAUCAAUAUAUUAAAAACUUCUAUCUACUGGUUACGUCAGAUCAUAUCACCUGACUAUCAGUCUUUGAUUUACGUUCACACGGGGCGAUACAUGUAGAUAAGGAAUGAGAUGCUUCAAGACUUUCAAAUCAAGUUAUUUUAAUAAAUAAAUAUAUUUUUGAUAAAGUGAAUUCAAAUCUUACUGACACAAGUGCUUUAUUAAUUCCAUAAGAUGUUUUCCAAUGGCAUAAUUACGGACUAUGUAAGUUAAUUUGAAAAUAGCUCUUUUCAUUUCAUUUCUCUCUGUUUGAAUUCACUUUCCAAGUCUGGGAGACGUAUCAUGAUUAUGGGCAACACCUAUGAAAUCUGAAUUAAAUUUUUUACUUCUGUCCAAGUGCAGUUUACCCGCCAAAUUCAAGGUCGGUGUGGCGAUUUGGAAAUAGGAGUUUUUGUACCUGAUUUUAUAUACAUGCCAUUUUACACAUCAUAUUACAAAAUAGACAUAUAUAAUGUUUGAUUUGACAUAAUUAACUUCCACUUGAUUAGAUAAUUAAAAUGUGGCUAUAAAUCUAAUUGGAGAUCAAUGUCUUUGGGCUUUUAAAGGAGGAUAAUCCACAUUGUAGAGAUGCUGGUUUUUCUGUUUCACAUUAUUUUUUUCUGUGAAAAUGAUUUCACUGAGUCUAACCGACUCCAUAAGCUGUUAUUCCCGAUAUUUAAUAAAGUUAGGUCUUCGACAUUACUUGAUUAUUCACUUAAGCUAUUGCAUCAACUUUUUCUACACUUGUCCCUUAAGAAUUUGGGUUUUCCUCUAAUUUGAUAGCUUUUUAAAAAAAUUCCUUAAAUGGAUUUUCCUUGACCUCAGAAUAUCAUAAUAAAUUGCAAAAUAUGAUACUGGUUCCUGUUACCUUAAUCAAAAUAAUGGCAAAUAAUUUAUUGAUGUUUUGUUGAUAGAAUAAAUAAUAGCAUUUUAUCUUAUUAUGAAGUUUGUAUAUUUCAAUGACGAAAAUGAGUCCUGUCAGUUUCCAACUCUGGAGGCAGAUUAAAUAAAAUCUUUAAAAUCCUCUGGAUCCUAAAUGCA